AUGUCAGACAUUCUAUAACCUCUGAACUCUGCCUCUAGACUAUAAGAGCUGCUGUUGCCUUGGGAUUUCUACAACAUACUUCUUGCCAGUUGAGUCAGAAUGAAGGCUCUACUUUGGCUUUACCAUGUUUUGUGCUUUCUUUGCUACUGCCGUGCUGUGCCCCAAAUGUCGAGACUGAGUGCGAGUUCAAGCCCAUUGACUGGAAAUAUGUCACCAAUAUAUAGCUACUUUGAUAUACCAUGGCUGGCAUCUAUACCUGGAAAUUGCCAGGGUAUUGUCCUGACUCCAUGGCUGAUUCUUUCUACAGCUAACUGUCUGAAGAAAUUGAAACCGUUAUACCUGGACAUUUCAGGAGUAAAUGACCCAGAAAGCAUUCCACAUGGCCAAAGAAUCUGCCUCCACCCCAAGUUUAAUCCCAAAGAUGAAAAUGAUCCAGUGGAAGCAGAUAUUGGCUUGAUCAUUCUUGAAGAGCCUAUUUACGGGGAUGAAAUACCACUAUCUCAGUUCACUAAUAUAUCCUUGAAGAGCUGUUCUAAGUGCCAAUACAAAAGCUGUUAUGUGUAUGAAUAUCAGAGUAGCAAGAAGCUCGGAACCACCAGAGUAAAGAAGAUAGAUGUGCAGCUUCUAGAUUUCUCAACAUGCCACCACCAGCAUUCCUAUCUAGAGAAGACUGUGGGCUUGUGUAUUCAGAGUCAACCACGGGAAGACUGCUGGAUACAGCAAGCCAGUCCUGUUCUAUGUCUCCUAAAGAACCACUGGGAACUAGUGGGCCUCAUACAUAGGACUUCAAAGAUAUGUCAAAAUCCCACAGUCAUCAUUAGAACAACUCCUUACUUUACCUGGAUAAAACGAUUCAUCAAGGCAUCUAAGAAGCUACUGAAUCCUACUUCCUCUUUACACUGUAGGACAUUGUAUGAAAAUGAGCAUGUUCCCCAAAUCAGGCAUAGCCAUAAUUAUAUCCCAACUCUGGUCUCCCAGAAUUCCUCCUUGGGGGUUUUACAAAGAAACUUAAGUACUUCUCCACAAACCAAACAUAUCACCAAUGUACCAAAAAUCUUUAAUUUUAGUGAUGCAAAUUAUUUUGCUGAUAGCCAUAGAUUGUUCCUUGAUAAAAGCCAGACCCCACAAACUGUCAAGUCAUUGCCUGUUGCUGUACUUCCAAAAAAUUCUGGACAGAAUUUAAUUCAGUAUCAUGAGGAUACCGCUCCACAUAAUACAAAUAAUUUAAGUAAAUCUCCAUUAUCUCAGCUUAUUUCUGACACAGCUAUAUCAUAUACUCCUCCUAAGACUGAUGGUUUUAAACCCUGUGUUUCUGCAGCAUAUAAUACUGGUGAGUCUUUUGAUAAAAUGAUGGCAGAUAUAAUUAAACAAUCAAAUCCAUCAGAAGAUGAUGGAGUGGAGUCUGCGAAUUUCCAUGAGGGUAGUAUGACAGAAAAUACUACUGAUUUAGAUAAGCACAGGAAUCUUUGGAGGAUGAUGUCAAAUGGACCUCAGGAUCAAUAUGCAACUAAGUCCAACUUACAACCAAAUUUCUCUUUAUCUGAAGGAGAGGAAUCCUGGAGACUCUUUACUUCAGGUUCAGCUGCUAACAAAAUAGACCUGCCCAUGGAACCUCUAUUACAAAAUGAUAUGUAUGAUAUGCCUCCUUUUGAAAGUGGGGUUCCCAAGCCAGGUGGUAUAAUUGAAAUCUGGAAUUCUCCUGAAUACUAUGCUCUAAGUUCUCAAGAUCAACCAGUUACUGUUCCAGUAAGAGCUCAAGAUCAUCCUGUAAGUGAUGCUAAUAGAGUCCAGAUUCUACCAAUGGACAGCAUAGGUAUGCCCUUGACUCCUAAAUUGGCUACCUAUGAAUCGAUUAAUCUUGAGGCUAAAAGCCCUCCAUACCCAAAUUAGCACAGUACAAUGCCAUCACAAGGCCAGUCUUCAUUUAUGGCCAUGAUGCAGCCUAUAGUUGAAACUGAAUUCCAACUAAAAGCUGAAUCUGAGAGAGUUAGACACCUAGAUUAAUCUUAGCCUAAAGUAUCUCUAAGGUGAAGUAGACAUAGUAGGAAUUCUUGUCUGUAUCAAAGCUCACAUAUUACUGAGACAAAUUACCUUUAGUCCCUUGGAACAACUUAUGGCCUCAUCUCAUUUGAAAUGCCGUUUGUUCUUAUAGAAUAUUAUGUACACACUUAUCUCUUUUCAAAAAGUUAAAAUAAAAACAAAUUGAAAAGCAAA
Molecule: messenger RNA, 2214 nt
Organism: Rattus norvegicus (Norway rat)
Lineage: Eukaryota; Metazoa; Chordata; Mammalia; Rodentia; Muridae
Product: RIKEN cDNA 4930519F16 gene like
Biological process (GO): proteolysis
Molecular function (GO): serine-type endopeptidase activity
Source: RefSeq, a predicted model, not a curated record